CCAUACUCCGUUUCUUCUUCCCAUUUUCCCUCUGUUGUUUUCAUUUUCUGCCUACACCAAAAUUUAUAGCCUCACAUCGUUGCUUCAGCAGACAGGAUUUCAGAUUUUUUUUUUCUUUCUCAGAUUCUCUCUAAUGGGCAAUUGCUUUGGUUCUUUUGCAAAAGUAGAUAGCAGAGAAAGUCCUUAUCGUGGUGGUGGGGCAGAGCCGAUUCCGUGGAAAACAAGGAUGAAAGUGGCGAUUAGUGCGGCAAGAGGGCUUGCUUUCCUUCACGAUGCUCAAGGAAAUGCAUACGGCAGUCCGGUUAACAAUUUGGUUUUGGUUCAGCCGUUU
Messenger RNA from Thlaspi arvense, 331 nucleotides. NCBI's taxonomy places the organism in Eukaryota, Viridiplantae, Streptophyta, Magnoliopsida, Brassicales, Brassicaceae. The record is from the annotation of a GenBank genome assembly.